UCUGUACACAACAAACACAAAAAAUGCGUAGCUAUAUGAUAGUCAUACUUGAUCGUGAUAUGUGAUUAUAUUGUGUGUGCCACAGCUGUUGUGACGUUGCACGCUCAUUUGUUAUAUCAUACGCAACUAAAAUAAAGAAUUAUAAUAAAAAAUUUUUUUUUUAAAAAGAGCACUAUAGCAUUAAGAUUAUAAUUAGUGUUCAGUGCAGACAAUGUUAAUGGAUGCCUGUGAAGGCCCAUACUUCAGUCAUCUAUUAACAUUCUCCUGCAGAGCAUGCUGGGAUACUGGGUAGAAUGGUGAUACAUUUGGUAUUAAUAUGUCUAGUACAAAGCAUUAAUUACAGUAUUAGAAGAUCACAAUAGGACAGUCACCUUAUGAAAAAAAGAAUUGUUAUGACGUGUAUAUGAUUGAAGAAGGCGAGAAAUGCCAAUAUAUGUGGUGUUCAUACCUGCUGAAGCAUGCCAAUAUGAAAGCUAUUUUACUUCAUUUUAUACAUGCAUACCUAACUUAACACUUUCUUGCAUCCCCAGGAAGACAUUUCCAUCCCAGCAUGCAACACUCUCUGCCUUUGCUGCAGUCUAUGUUUCAGUGAGUAUUUAUUGUUUCAUGUAGUUUGUUUUCUGAAAAUCAUCACUUGGACGUUACUGAAGGGAAAAAUAUCUUUCUAUCUCGUCUCUCCAAAUCAUCUGGAGACCACAUUCAUUAAUAAGCUGCUCCCAGCACACUUACACUAUCACUGCCAUCAAGGUUAGUCAAAGUCAAGUUUAAAUUACAAUCAUUUUUUUUCACUAAAGUAAUAAUUCAAAGUGAGUUAAAAAUAUAAAGGAAUACUAUAUCAUUAGGAAUACAAAUCUGUAUUCUUUUUUUUUUUUAUUUGACAAUUUUUUUUUAUUUUCUUAUCAACAAAACACAACGGGUGGGUAGAGUAGGGGUACAGAAAAAAGACGAGGGUUGGGGGUUGGGGUUGUCAUCCAAAGUUUCAGUAUCUGUAUUCUUAAUGCUAUAGUGUCCCUCUGCCUAGCUCUAAAUAGGUAGCCCACCCCACCCAGAGCAAAAAACAAAUUAAAUAAAUUUAAGUUUUACUUGCCUUAUUCUAUCGUUGAAGCCCCCUCGGUGCUGCUGACCCCUCCUGCUCCACUGACAUCACAGAGGAGGCAGGGCCUCAUUGAGGAGCAUUCAAUCAGCCCAGUCAAGGAGAUUCAAGGCUGCAAAUAUUUGUAGUUGAGUUAAUAGCGACAGGUAAAAAUAGAGAUUGGGUGCAAUUUGAGCAAAGUUUUAAAAAUGAGUUAAUUAUAAAAAAAACAAAACAAAACAAAGGCAGAUCUUCAAAAAAAUAUUUAAAAGCUGAAGCCCCAAUAUUGAAGAUUGACCAUAGGUACCCAGACCACUUGAUCUCAGUAAUGUGAUCUAUGUGUAGUCCCCUGUCAUUUUGACCCUGCAAUGUAAAAUAUUGCCGUUUUGUAGAAACGCUGGGCAAGGGUUUUCCGCUCCCCAUUGGACGUCCCAGUGUGUCACUGAAUUCUGUGGUCCAAUCAAAUGCUCUACCCAACCAGAACAUUCAGUAUAAGUUCCAAAGUCUGAGAUCUCUAUGUAGCGCCUGGACAAAGGGGGGCUAUUUGUCCUUAGAUCUAUAGUAGGUCUGUCAGUUGUGCCCUGAGAUAUGUUUGGAAAGAAGACUUCCAUUUAAAUUUACAGUUGAAUUUGAGUGGAAAGAGUGACCACAGGAUGAGGACGCGAGCCGAGACAUUUCAGGAGUCAGAUUUGGUUACAUUUAUAUCAUAGUCUGGCAGGUUUGAUAAUAUAUUUAAGUACAAGCUAAGACAAUGGUGAGAACUGUGUAUUAUUUUGUUACUUUUAUAAUACUCCAGGAAUAAAUGUACAUAUUUAGGGUAAGUCAUAACAAUUCAGUCUUGACAGUGAUUUCAUUUACCUAUAAAGGUCCAUGCCAUCAUAACAAGUUGUUCUUUGAAGGAUCCUAUUCUAAAAUGUAAGGAACACUCAAUUAUGGACUAUAGUGCUGUACAGAGCUGCCAAAUCUCAAUAAGCAGGAGAUACCUUGUUUGCAUAAGGCUUUUAGAGACAGUAAAUAAUGUAAUUGGCACUUAAGGAUCUAGCAUUUCUAAAGUUUGUGUCUGUCAUUAUGUACUAAUAAUAAAUUAUUGUAAGACUCUAAAGUCAUAUUGUAAGUGCUAAAAUACAAAUAAUCCAGCUAAUCGAGUUCCCAGUUCUAAACAAUAUAAUCACAGCAAGUUUAAACACCCAGGUUUGUAAACAGUACAUUCACCUUAGAGUCUCAGGGCCUCCUCUCUCCCUGUUAUCAGGUUCUCCCAUGCCUUAGGAGGCUGACCUUUUAAUACAGGCUAAUUAAAUUCACCUGAAAGGGCUGACUUCCACCUAUUAACCCCAUCAUGGUUGGAAAAGAGAGCGCUCCAACCUGCUACUGAUAUUGAAAGCCACAAAUCCUCCAACCUAGCUUAACACUGGUGUGUGAAGUGGCCUUGAUGAAAAGCCGUGCACUCUAGAUAAUGCAUCCCCACUAGCAUGUAGUAAACCAGCCUUGUGCUUACAAAGAAUUUAAACGGUUGCAAAGAGAGGAACCAACGUGUGACCUUAGCAAUCCUUUCUUUUUUGUUGUACAUCCACUCUCUGGAUUCCCCAUCAACCAUAGUCCCAUUCAUUUCUACAAUUUGGUUACAAACAUUUUGCAAUGCUAAAUCAUUGACAUGGUCCCUUCCGAAUUGAUUUGAGCCAAUGUCCAAAUCCACUAUAUUAGCCUGUUUUAGGGUUUGACCCUGGGGUUCAAUCAAUAUUCCUAUUAAAGGUGUGGAAUUUGUACUCGAGCCUGGUAAAGCCACACCUUCAUUACUUUUAGCUUUAUUUUUUGAAAGCCAUUUGUAAGUUCAUAGUUCCCCUAUCCUUAUCUUCCUUUCUUUCACACCUUGACUUGCACCUCUUACACUUAUCAUAAAACAAGUCAGAGUGUGUAAAUGGUAACAAACAAAAUGGGCUUUCCUUUAUGGACUCACCCUGGGUUUCAAAUAGGCUUUCAUAGCCUGGGAACUUUCGCCCAAGAAUAAGUGAAUGGGGCAAUUUAUGUGCAACUGCUGCCACUACUGGGAAUGUAUGACCAAGAUAACCUAUUUUCACAGAGGUAGAAGGAUAUAUUACAGUAUAGCUAUGUACACAGAUUACCCCAACCUUUUUUUCUGGGAGCAAUUGAGAAGGCUGAAUCAGACCGCUUGCCACUAGGGUAAUAUUACUCUCUCAGUCCACACGAGCGAACGUUGCCUUCCCAUUUAACAAAACAGUUUUAUCAUAUACACUUGUUUCGGUCCGUUUCUCCACCAAACAAAUCAGUCCACAUAAAGUUCAAUAGUCCUCACUUAUAGAAUUAUACCCACAUUCCAUGGGUUACUGCAAAUGCGGAAACCCAGCUUUUAUGUGUCCUAGCUCUGAUCCUGGUAUUUCCAAUUGUAGAACUGUUGGGCAUGGAUCACUGAAGUCAUGCCUCUCCAUUCAAGAAUCUCUGAUUUAAGUAUAUCAUCAUGGCAGCUACCAUUUUCUGUAGGUCAAAGUAGGCUUUUUGAGUAACUAUGCUGGCCCGUUGAGAGUGAAGACAUUGCUCUCUGUUUGAAAUUCACUCAAAAAAUAUGAGAUAGGCUUCGACGUCAACUUGCGGCUUCAUCUUUUGCAGAUACUGUUUUGCAUGGAUUGGUUUUUGUAGCGGAGUAGAAGUAUAAACUGCAUUUUCUCCGCUGGUAGACGUAAUCAGCAUACAAAUAAAGGGUAGCAUAGUACUUCCAAUCCCAUUCCCCAACAAGUGGACGAAACACAGUUUUGGGAGUCAACUGAACUUUUAUUGAACCACAGCCAGCUUUAUACAAAUCCCCAUGGAAGGAGUUUCCUUAAUGACAUUCCAGGGGUUUUUCCCUGGAGGACCUUGUGGAAGACUGGGAACAAAGUUAAAUUUCCCAUGAUCCUUUUCUGUACUGGGAAGGUAAUUGCGUAAGAACACUUCUUUAAUUAAAUUAUCUCCCAGUACAAAACAUUAAACAACAUUUUAAAAACAUAGUAACUCAUAUAACAUUUAUCAGAACUCCACGAAAGACACUUCACUGAAUAACUGGGAUCUGAGCGCUCAAUCUGUCGAAAUACCGCUCAGAUCCGUUUGGUAGAACAGAAAAUCAAUAUGAGUGAAGUUUUGGACCGGUUAGCCACGAGGUAAAGUCCAAGAUUAGUUCCAGGCAAUUGGAGGCUUUGACCGGUCUCCUUUCGGGAGUUCAUACGAAUAAAACAGAUGAAUGCAUAUACUCAUAAGCUGGGUAGUUGUGUGUCUGGAGGUUGGUGGUUUCAUUUAGGCGAACGCCGCUCUGUUUUGACGAACGGAAGUACAUGUACAAAUGAGAUGGAAGUCCAGCGGUGUUUGUGAGGUCGAUUUUAGUUCCAUGCAUUCGAUGACCAAACACCGCUGGGCGUUCAUGCGCUAAGAUGGCCGCCUCCACGUGUUCAUUCAUAUGAACGGCGACCACCCAUCAGACCAUUAUGAUCUUGCGGUUUCCACAUGUUGCAAAUUCUUAAUUAGAGACACACGACUCCACUGUGUGGUCUCUCAUUCGGUAGUUUGUUCAACUUCACGAACAAGAUGUCCAUGUUCUGUCCGGGAAGUCAAAAUAGACGAACCAACUUAAUCUUUUACACAAGAAGUGGCUAGUUUUGCCACAGUUUUGAACUGCUGCUUUGCUCAUCUGUGGUAGUUUAUGAGAGUUGUUGCACAAUCACUUUCAUGACAGUCCUGUCCUCUUACUGUGCCUCCAACACAGCCCCCAUUUGAGCAGUUAUCAGCCGGUUAGUUUCCUGUUACAUAGUGGUAGCAUACAGUAGGGUCUUUAAAACAUCCUCCAUGUUGAUCAGAGAUGUACCUAGGGUCUCCUGCACCCCCUCCCCCUUCCACACAUGCACACACCUUAUCAUGAAAAGUAAACAUUUUGGGGUUUAUCUUUCUUUAUAUCAAUUUCAAUUAUUUUCUAUUGUCUGCAUUUCUAUAGUGAGCAUAGUACUCUCAUAUGAGCAUAGUAUUCAAAUGAGAUUUAAGCAUGUGAGUGAGAUUUCACUCAGAGGACUUGACCCAGGACUUACCCAGCACAGAUAUUGAACUCACAGGACUUGUCCUAGCUCUCGUGAUUUACCCCAGAACCGAGAUUGCACUCACAGGACUUGACCAAGUACCCACCCCAGUACUUAGAUUGCACUCACAGGACCUUCCCCAGCAGCCACCUCAACACUGAGAACACAAUUACAGGACUUGCCAAGCACCCAGGAUUUACCCUGGCAUUUAGAUUGCACUCACAGGGAUUGUCCCAGCACCAAGGACUUACCCCAGCACCCAGGACUUACCCCAGCACUGGGAUUGCACUCAUGGGACUUGCCCAAGCUCUCAGGACUUACCCCAGCAUUUAGAUUGCACUCACAGGGCUUGUCCUAGGACUUUAAACAGCCUCCUGCAUGCACUAUGCAGAAGAAAAAGAUGCCGGAUAUGAGAUUUGGGCGGCAACAAAGGUAACAUCACAUUGGCGUAGAGAGUGCUCUAUCAAUCUCUUGUGACCAUAUCUGCAUCUCACCACAACCAAAUGUUUAAAGGCUGCAUCCCACAGAGGCCCCAAAUAGGAGUCUUUACUGGUGUCACUACAUUUUUUUUUUAAGCUAACAAAUACCUUGGUUGUGAUCGAUGAACUCAGGCUGUCUGAGUAUAAUGGGGACUGCAUGUGAUGUAUUUGUGUGUGGUGUUAUUGAGCUGUGUACAUGUGAUGGAGACUGUGUGUUAGGAUUGGGCUGGCUUUGUGUGAUCAUUUUGUGCUAUCAAUGUGUGAUGGGGACUGCUUGUGAUGGUUUGGAGCUGGCGACUGGGUUUGUCUUUGUAUGAUAGUAAUAACCCCUGAUGAGUAUAUAGCAUCAUUUAACUGUUCAUCUGUGCUGCCUGUGACCUGUAUAAAAGUUAGUGAAUCCUAAACAAACUAAAAUUACUUGUUUCAUUCUCAUGCGCACAAUAUGUAAUCCUGAAUACAUACAUUUAAUUUACUCAAAAGCUUCACUUCACGUUACUUACUGUCUCAAUAGUAACAGCACUGUCUGGAUGUCCGCUCCGCUCACUCCCUCAGCAAAAUGCAGUCCCAGCCAGGUAGGCAUGGUGUCACACUAGAAACCUUGGGGCCCCGGUGUGAAUAUUGCCCUGGGUCCCCCAUACGUCUCACUACCUCCUCCCACCCCCACCCACGCCCCUCAAUGUGUCUCAUUCAUACAAGCAUACAUACAUGCAGAUACACACCAUUUAACACAUACAGAUACACAGAUACAUACACAUACACACAUACACACACGCAAAUGCAGACACACAAACUAACACACCGAUACACAUACAUAUAUAUACACACAAACACACAUGCAGAUACACAGAUACACAGAAUUACACACUUUGAGAUAAACAGAAUGACACUCCUAUAGAUACAAACAUUGACACAAAUACAUAUACACAUACAGACAGACACACAAUCACAAGAACAAACAUUCAAAUACACAGAAUGACACUCAUACAUAUACACACAUACAGAUACACAGGGCAUGCACUGACAUACAGAUAUGCAGACAAACAGAUACACAUGCAGACACACAUACACACAGAAACAAACACAUACAGAGACACACAUACACACACACAGAGAUACACACAUACAAAGACACACACACCUACAUGCAUACAGAGACAUACACACACAUACAGAAACACACACAAACACACAUGCAAAAUUGUUUAUUAACCCUCCUGUUUCCUACCUUUUAGAUGCAGGAGGGUGACUUCCCUAGGGUACAGUGGUGGCUCAGGCUCUGACUGAGCCACUCUGACUCCCUCCUCUCCUUCCUCCUCCCACACAGGCUCGGUAAUUGCUGGGAGGCGUGACCGGGGCAUUCACUUCCUCCCUGCUCAGUCUGACAUCAUCACAGGGGGCCUGGUCAGCUGUUAAAACGCUGCAGCACUGACUGGCCCCCCUGGAUAUAUUAGCUGCCAUCGGGUGGCCCUAACAGCAUGGGCCACUCGAUGGGACCCUGAACUUGCCACCCCAGCGGUUCUACCGCACGCGCCAGGGCCCCAACAUAUGGCAGUGGGCACCCGGUCGCAGGGGUCUGGAGUGACAGCCCGGUCGCAGCUGCGACUUCAGUAGCUCAGCCAGUGGUGUCACACUAUCAGCUCCGCUCACUCCCUAGUCUCUCUGCAAUCUACAGGCAGGGUAAGGUGUGACUGCACUCUCUGCUCGCUUCUACCCCCAUUCCAUCCAUGUCUCUUCUUCAUUCCCUUCCAUCCAUGGCUCUGUUCCCCUCCUUUCCAUGUUUUUCUCCCCACUUCAAUCCAUUUCUCUCCUCCCCCAUGUCCAUCCAUAUCUCUUCCCGCAUGCCAACCCCCCUUCCAUCUAUAUCUCUCCCCCAUGUCAACCCCCAGUUCUAUCUAUAUCUCUCCCCUCAUGCCAACCCCCACCCGUUCCAUCUAUAUAUCUCCCCUCAUGUCUCCCUCCCCUUCCAUCCAUAUCUAUCCACCCAUGUCAACCGCUCCCCUUCCAUCCAUAUCUCUCCCCCAAUGGCAACCCCCCCUUCCAUCCAUAUCCCUCCCCUCAUGUCUCCCUCACCCUACCAUCCAUAUCUCCCCCCAUCCUUCCAUAUUUCCCUCCCACAUGCCAACUUUCCUCUUCCAAAUGUUACGCAACAUCCUGUGACGUUGUGCAUAAUUAAUUAUGCAAAUCAGCAUGGUCGUAUUUUCCACCUCAAGAAAGGUGGCAACCCUAUGUACUGGAGGUAAAACAUGGCUGGGAGAGGGUGUUGUGUAUGUGUAGGCUGUCCGUGGUGCUGUGUGAGGGAAGGUCACUUGUGUUGUUUGUGUGUGCGGGUGGGUUGCAUAUCAGGCUGCUUGUGGUGUAUUGUGUGUAUGGCGAGGAUUAUUGUGCAUGGAAGUACUAAUGUGUGUGUAUGGAAAGGGACUGCAGUUAGUGUGGGGUGGGAUGGGGUCAGCAGUGUGAAGGGGGGAUGAGGGCGGCAGUGUGUGCGUAUUGAGACUUUAUUUUUUAAAAGCAUUAAAAAAAAAAAAGAAAAAAUAAAAAAUAAUUAUAAGAACCAAAAAACAAACAAACUUGUAAAGAGAUUUAUUCUUCGUCCUUACCUUAGCCCAGUGGCCUACAUAUCUGCUCUGUACCCCAGGGAGUGUAGACCACAUCCAUUACUCCACCUGGCCAUAGUGAAUCAGAGUGAUGCUGUUAUAACCCUUGGAAACGCUCUCUAGGGAUCUAUGCACUUGGUCUGCACCUGCUGUAACAUGCUCUUGAUUGAAUAUGGAACAACUAAAUACUAAGGAUUCCUUUAGAGUAAUUCCAAAACACCAUCCCAAAAAUGUAGCAUAUACUAGAAUAUUGCACUGAGCUAUAAUAUGGCAUAAUAUUAUCAUUGUAAUUUCUUCCAGAUGUACUUUAACUCAAUCAUCUCAGACAGCACAAAACUUCUGAAGCCAUUGCUGGUUUUCUCUUUCUCGAUUGCGGCUGGAGUGUGUGGACUGACUCAAAUCACCCAGUACCGCAGCCACCCCGUCGAUGUCUAUGCAGGGUUUCUUAUUGGAGCAGGAAUUGCAGCCUACCUAGUGAGUAGUAAGGGCUAUAUUCAAUAAUUGUUUUGUUUUUUUCCCUUUAUUUUACAAUGCAAUAUGUUCACAUAAGUGAAAGUCCUAUUUAUGAAUGCCUUAAAAAAAAUACCUUAAAUGCAAUAUUGGAAAAAGUGGACAAUAGAAAUAAAAAAACAAACUGUUUUACCUCAUGCACAACAUGAGUCCUUAAUCUGAAAGAGUGAAACUGUAAAAUGUUACUGCAUUUGGAGUAAAUUAUAGUUCACAUUAAAGGGACACUCCAGGCACCCAGACCACUUCUGCCCAUUGGAGUGGUCUGGGUGCCAACUCCCACCACCCUUAACCCUGCAAGUGUAAUUAUCGCAGUUUUUAUAAACUGGAAUAAUUACCUUGCAGGGUUAAGUCCUCCUCUAGUGGCUGUCUAUCAGACAGUCACUAGAGGGACUUCCGUGUUCUUAGAACACGAAAAGUGUUUUAAACGACGCUGGACGUCCUCACACUAUGUGAGGACCUCCGGCGUCGCCGAAAUCCCCAUAGGAAAGCAUUGAAUAAUGCUUUUCUAUGGGGUGGUCUAAGGCCUGACCCAGCGCUGAGGGACAUCGGAGCUGGACUCCGGUAAGUCGCUGAAUGGGUUUUAACCCCUUCAGCAACUUUGAAUGGGGGUGGGAGGGAGAGGGACACUGUAGGGUCCUGCAGUGCCAGGAAAAUGAAUAUGUUUUACUGGCACUGGAUAAUCCCUUUAAGUGGCCCACCAAAACCAGUAUAAAAACAAAUUCCAUUUUUUUAGAUCAGAUACCAUGGUGGAUCAACGAGAGACAGGAUGAUUAAAAUACUUAAAGGUCAAUGCAUUAGGCCUAGGAUUAAGGAAAAUUAAGCCUAAAAUUAGUAAGACAUUUGAUCAUCCUGGAUUUUUUGAACUUCCGUUGUAUUUAGGUUUUGACCCCUCAUUGAGAAGAACCACAAUUUAAUCCUAACGCAGCAGAAUUUUACAGUUUCACGAUUUUGGAUUAGCGUUCAGUUUUGACAGUUUUCUUGUUUUGAAAUCCCAACUAACUUAAUUUGUUUGAAACUUUGUUUUGGGGAUCAAUUCAGUGGAAAUGUACUGCACUAAAGAUACCAUUGAGUUUCAUUAGUAUUUAGCUACCUUGUAGGGAAUGGCAAAAGAAAAUACUUUUGCUCAGCAUUAUUUGUUGUUAUCAAUGUAUAACAUUAGAAAUAAUAUAAUAAUUUCUCAUUGAUGUGUUAUCUAUAAAUAAUGUCCUACACGUAUACCGAAACCUACACGUAUUUAGUAUCAAUGUACUCAGAACGACACGUCAUUCUAGUACACAUGUGCCUAUGGACAGGCUGCUCAUACAUUGAAGAGAUUGCUUAUGGGCUUGAAAGUCAAGUCCUGAAAAUGUUUAAACAUGCUUAAAUGGCACCUUACAUCAGCCCACCCAACACAAGUGAAGGAGCUUGUUGGACAAGUAACUAGGAGGACUGUUUUGAGAUUGUAUUGUUAUUUGACAAAUCUGCAAGUUAAAAAUAAAGACCGAAGGUAGUCCUCAUUUUAGAAAUAUAUGCUAUAUGGAAUUUUACUAUGUGAGGCAACUUUUGCUUUUAAACUAUCAGGUACAUUUAAUAUGGAAUUUGGUAUGAAAAUCUGUCAUACAAAUAUUACACUUGGAAGUCAGUAAAAAGAUUUGUGAUAUUUACAUUCACACCUCACAAGUUCACUUCUGAGUAUAACACAGCUAAGUCAACGGAUCAAUAUUCCUGGCAUUAGUGCAGUGUUUGUACAAUAUUAGAUAAAUAAUGACUUGUUUGCAUGCAACUGCAAACAGUGAAACAUCUUCGCUGUUUGUAACUGUAACACAAAAAGUGUGUUAAAAAACAUUUGAAAACUAUAUUUGUGUAUGGGAUUAUGAAAGGGACGUGUACUUAAAGUGAGUGUUGUUUUGAUAAACAAGAGUCGGUUGAGGUGUGCCGUAACCGACAAGAGGGGUUAGGCCUGUAAAAAAGAGGGCCCACCUGGAUAGAUUGAUAUGAAAAGAGGGUGUGGUGGGAGGGGAAUUUCUGGAAUCGACGAAGACAGGUAAGCAAGGGGUUUACUGGGUUAUAUAGGCCAUAAAUCUCUCCCACAACUUCAGGCAUACGCCUUCUAUAUACCCCAUAAUGUAGCAAUAAACAUGUGCCAGUGAAAUUAUUACUUUCAAGUAUCAAAUAAUGCAGUCCUAAAAAAAAUAUACGUCCUGAAUGGGCAACUUUGGAAGUAAUAACAACUUAAAGGGUUACUCUAAUUAUCAUAAUCACUACAGCCCACUGUAGUGCUUAUGAUGCAAGAAGUACUCUGGGCUGGUUUCCCAGUAAUGGGGAAAACAAUUUAGCAACAGUGUGUCUAGAUAUCUAGACUUAUUUAGAUCCCCAUCAGGUUCCGAUGUCCUCUGAUGGUCCGGUGAUGCGCUCCUGUCUUCUCCAGAGCCCUGGAAGCUGCGGCUGUCACCAUUCAUUGGCUGAAAGUGAAAUGACUGACAUUCUGUGCAAGGAAUGUUAAACAGAAUUGAUAUGAGCCAGCUGAAAACUCUUUAUUCAUGCUGGCUGAUGACACUCCAAUGACUGCCGGUGGUGAAGUUUCAUAGUGAAACACUGCACUCAAAGACUCCAUGACCACUGAAAAUCAAUCAAUCAACUGGUGCUUAGAGUAACCCUUUAAGUUUUGUUAAGUAUUACACAGCCUACUAAUAUGUUGUUUAGGCUAUAAAGGUCUUAGCCAAAUGUCAUAUACAUUGGAAAAAAGUACUCCUAGAAGUUGAGUAUUUGACUCACAACUGAAGUACCCAUCAAGUAGCAGAGGCUUUACAUAUAUCUCUGCUGGCCCAGCUUGCAGUAGUAGACAGUAAUUGGGUGCUUUGCAAAGGCACUAUUCCCAGAUAAUCCUUAUAUCUUGGUGAUGUCAUUAUACAUAUUACAGGGCAAGUCUUGUCCUGACAAUGAAGUCAGGAGAAAUAAGCAGGUUUUUUAUUCAACCAUUCAGAAGCAAUUUGUCAGAAAUUAGAGUGAUGGCAACAUAUCCACUUCAAUGACAGGCACAUUAAAGAUCUACUGCCAUUAAAGUUUUAAAUCUGGAAAAGUGUUUUUAACUUUUUGUCUAUGUGAGUGUAACAUGUGUUACAUGGUCCUGAAAAGUGUUUUUAAAGGUGUAAAAUUUAUUCAAGAUCUGAACUAUUAUAUAAUCUCUCUGUCCUUUAUUUAGGCCUAUCAUGCUGUAGGUAAUUUCCAGGCAUCAUGUGAAGACUCGUCUUCACCAACCACAACCACCAAGGACCCUCUACGAGCACUGACCCAGCGUGGUCAUGAGUCUGUUUAUCAUCAGAACAAGUCAUCAAGCACUGAUGAGCUUACACCUCGUCCACGAAGCCAGAGUACCCAACGCCAGGUGAGUUAGAGUCUUUGCCAUCUUUCUCUCAUCCAUGUUGUACUUUUUUUUGUUAAACGACUUGGUGGAUGCUAUUCAUGAACUAAUCUCCUGUAAAAUAAAUACCUUUUUAUUAUAUAAUUUCAAUUUCCUAUAGUCCCUGUGCCCUUUGACCAUAUCUUUCUAACAUCUGGAAAACAUUCACUUGUUCACUAGUCUCUAAUACUAGUCUAUGGUUUGUUUCUGGGGUUUUUUUUCCCCUUAUUCCAUAAGCAGAUGUUGCAGUUUUGAGUUUCAGUGUCACUCAUUACCACAAACAAAUCUACCUAAUGCCCAGCAAUCUGAUAGCAUCUAUAUCAUUUUAUUAAUGUCCCUAUUCACAGUUUUGUGAACAAUUCUGCUAACAGCAUUGCCUCACUCACACACUGUACCUACACACAACAUGGACAAAUCUUGGAUGACAAGAGGAGUAAAACACCCUUGUUUUACAUUACUGGGAAAGGGCUUAUGGGUGCAGAGAUCUUUACUGAUGUGGGCGGGAAACUAUUUGCACUAUGCAAUGAGCAGAAGUUGUUAUUGUACUUAGAGUGACCACUAUAAUGAUUCAUUCCUUCCUAGAAAUCUGUAACAAAACCUAAAUACACAAAUACAGACCAAUAGUGUGUCUCUGUAAUUAGAAGACAUCAAGGAAUUGCCUUAAAAAUAAAAAGUGAAAAAAGGAACAUAUUCAGUAGCUAAAGACAGCAGGUCUGUGUAAAGUGGAACCAUUACCCUAUUAGAGAUUUCUAGCUAGAUAGUUCUCUCUCCAUCCAUUAUGUCAUCCCUUCUGUGUUCACUGUGUUUUGCCCACUGACGUACCUACCACGGUCGCCGGGGGCGCAGGUGCGACCGGGCCCCUCACUAUAGUGGCCCACGUCCACAGCCGCGACCCCUGCGACCGUGGGCCGCCUGGAUACCUUAUGGGACGGUGCACAGCGAUUUCUGGAUGGCUGGCAGGAGGGGAGAGAGAGAAAGGGUAUGGCAUACAGGGAGGGGUGGGGGGAGAGAGAGAAAGGGUAUGUUAUACAGGAGGGGAGAGAGAGAGGGUAUGGGAUACAGGAGGGGGAGAGAGAGAGUAUAAGGGACAAGGGAGGAGGGGGGAGAGAGAGACAUACAGGGAGGAGGGGGGGAGAGAGAGAGGUAUGGGGGGAGGGGUGGGGAGAGAGAGAGCGGAUACAGGAGGGGUGGGAGAGAUAGAGAUACAGGGAGGGUGGGGGAGAGAGGGUAUACACAGGAGGGAAGGAGAGAGAGAGAGGGGUAAGCACAGGAGGAGGGAGGAGGAGAGAGGAGGAUAUGGGAGUAGGAGGGGUGGGGGAGAGAGAGAGGGGACACAGGAGGGUAUGGCCACGGGAGGAGGGAGAGAGGUAUGGACACAGGAGGGCAGGGAGAGAGAGAGAGGAUACAAGGAGGGAUGAGGGAGAAAGGGAUGGAUAUGGGAUCUGAGGAGGAGGGAGGAAGAAGGUAUGGGAUACAGGGAGGGAAGUGGGGAGGAAACAGAGGAUACAGGGAGGGAAGGGGGAGAAAUUUGGGAGGGACACAGGAGUGGAGGGAAGAAAUGCAGGGUAUAGGGACACAGGAGUGAGGGGAGAAAUGCAGGGUAAGGGACACAGGAGAGGGGGGUGAGAAAUAGAGGUUGAUAGGACAGGGAGGGGUAGAGAGGAAGAAAUGGUACACAGGGAGGGCAGGGAGGAGAAAGGGAACAAUUGGACACAGGGAGGGGAGGGGGGAGAAAGGGAACAAUGGGACACAUUGAGGGGAGAGAGUGAGGGUAUGGGACACAGUAAGAGGAGGAUGGAGAGAUGGAGGGUAUGGGACACAGGUAGGGGAGGCAGGAGAGGGGGAGAAAUGGGACACCUGGAGGGAAGCGGGGAGAGAGGGAACAAUGGGACACAUGGAAGGGAGGGGAGGAGUUAGAGAGGGUAUAGGGACACAUGGAAGGGAGGGGAUGAGUUAGAGAGGGUAUAGGGACACAUGGAAGGGAGGGGAGGAGUUAGAGAGGGUAUAGGGACACAUGGAAGGGAUGGGGAGAGAGGGCAGAAUGGGACACAUGGAGGGGAGAGGAAGGGGGAGCGAGGGAGGGUAUGGGACACAGGGAGGGGAGAAGGAGAAAUAGGACACAUGGAGGCACUGGGAGGGGCUAAAGGGAGAGGGAAUGGGACACAUGAAGGGGCUGGAGGAGUAGAAGCCUAUGGGACACAUGGAGGGGCUGAGGGGGGAGAGGGAGUGGGACACAUGGAGGGGCUGUGAGGCAGAGGGAAUGAGACACAUGGGGGGGCCUGGGUGCCUAAAUGAGACACGGGGGGGGGGGGAUGAGGCACAUGGGAGGGGGGCCCCAGGGCAAUUUUUGCACCAGAACCCAGUGGAUUCUAGUUACUCCUUUGGUUUAGCCAUUUAUGUUUGUGUAUAGAAUCUACUUAUUAAGUGUCUAAUAAAUUCCUUUUUUACUUAUUUAUUUUAAGUCAAUUACUUGGUGUGUUCUCUAGGCAGGGACACACUAUUACUCUGUCUGUGUGUUUUGCAUUACAAUAGGGUUAUUUCCUGAUUAUUAGGAUAUUGCCUGGGCUGGUCAUCUAACCCCUUAAAGGCAUUCAAGUUUUCUGUACAUAACCUGGCAUAAUAUUGACAUAUUAUGGCAUCUCAGUUCAGCUACUGAAAUAGACUUGCCUCUAUUUUAUCUACUUAAAUAAUGUAUUUUGUUUUCCAAUGCCAGGUUCAACGCGAGAAAAAUUCUCUGGGGAGCCUCAAGCGGGCCAGCGUGGAUGUGGACUUAUUAGCCCCCAGGAGUCCAAUGGGUAAAGAGAACAUGGUGACCUUCAGCAACACACUCCCACGGGUAAGCACCCCAUCCAUGGAGGACCCUGCCCGCCGUCACAUGACAAUACAUGUCCCUGCUGAGGGCUCCCGUCCACGUGGAACGGGUCCUGAAUGGAAGCCAAAACCUUUAGAAGGACGUAGCCUGACACUGGGUGAAGAAGUGGCACUAGCACAAGCCCACAGACGGGCAGCCUCUGAGACAUCGGGCAUUGCUCUUGAUGAUGUAGACCCUGAUCGAGCACCACCUUCACUUUAUCCCACAGUGCAGGCUCGGACAGGGGCUCCACGGGUUCUUAUACAACCACGUCCUGCAGCACCACCCUUACUGCACAUCCCUGAAGAGAAUCCAACAGGCUCCCCCAAAGGCAGUUCUGCAAUUAGAGCCAAGUGGAUGAUGAUGGCAGAAAAAGGUGGUCCACCACGGGCUGCAGCCAAUGCUCCAAGACUCAUGCAGGUCAUUGCUUUGUCCAAGCAGCAACAACAGCAAACAGCUCUUGGAUCUAGUACCCCCAAACAUUCAGAAACAUCAUCCUCUUCCACCACAAGCAGCUCUGACUCUUCCCAGUACCGCUCACCAUCAGACAGAGACAGCUCUAGCAUUGUUACCAUAGAUGCACAUGCACCCCAUCAUCCUGUCGUUCACCUCUCGUCAGGCAAUGGACCUUGGGAGUGGAAGGCUGGACCAAAGAGCAGUGAGGCUCAGGAAGGAGGAACCUAUGAACUUGGUAAGGAAUAUCGUGGCUACAGGACCCCUAAAGGGGCUGGUGUGUCUCCAGGGUCCUCCAUCAGUGACUUGGAACCAGACCCAGAACCACGAUAUGGGCCUACUGUCAAUGUUGCUGGCGGAGUACCCACACCAUUAGUGGGAGAGGGAAUUUCAGCUAGUAGGGAUGCUAGUCUCAGGAGGAAGCCACAGAUAGCUGAAAGGGAAGGAAGUGAAGAGAGUGAAGAGCCAUUUUACAAGAAGCUCCAGAACCAGAGGUUCAAAGACUAAGAGAGGAAUUAAAUGAUGUAAAUACAUGGGCAUGCUUAGGACAGCAAUAUGACAGUACAAAGAGAAGCAGCAAAUCACUGCCCAAUACAAUUUCGUGGGAAAAUAAUGCCUUCUGUGUACAUGCACCCAAGAUGUAAAACCAUGAGUUGAAUUCCUAUGCCGGAUUAUCAUCUCGAUUGCAAUUGCUUUCCAUGGUUCUACUAAAUGACGUUACAAAAAAAGGAAAAAGUUAAAUAACAUCAAUGAAGGCUUGCAGUUUUCCACAAAGUUUGCCCAGGAAUCAACAUCGAUAGCUAUUCCCUUUAACUUUUUUGUUAUUGUUCCUAAGAAACGUUAGAAAUCCAACAAUCAACAGGUUUGUUGGAAAAAAUGUAUUUCAUUUAAGUAGACACAAUUCACUUUCCAUCAAAUUGGACCAUAACAGGAUAAUAUGACCGCUGUGGAAGGACGGGUUCAUAUUGGUGUGAUUUGUGACAUGAUAUAAGCUGCAAAUUAGUAUUUGUUUUUACUGACAAAUGCAUGUAAUUUAUACUGCAGGCUGUAUGGGAAGGCAAUUUUAGGAAGAUUAUAUUAAAGAAAUUGAGAUGUGGAUUUGUAUUAUAACAAAAAUGGAUGCAAAUCAAAAAAUCCUUUUUUCCCCCUUUUUUUUGCUGGCACUUCAGGGGGUUUGUAUCUCAGCUUCUUCAGAUCUUCUAGCAAGGAAGAGAUUAAUCAAAAUACACCUAAGUGAUUUUUUUUAAUUUAUUUUUUACUUAAUAAUGCCAUAUACUUGGUGAUUCUGUGAUCUGUGGAAAUUUCUGUUUCAGCUGAGAAUGGAAUGUUUGGUAAAUUAGUAAAGAUUCUAGAAUUAAAUGUCUCAUUGUGGACUUUUGCAGUUAAGUUAAAAAAAAUAAAAAAAUAAAAUUAUUUGACUGUAUCGUAUUUAAAAAAUCUGGUGCUGUGUCCACACACAACUUUCAGGGACUCAUAUUGAAUUGUUUUGGGUUUAUCAAGAAUUUUGAUGAAUAGAUAAGUUUUCGGUUAUAUAAAAUAUUUUAACAAAUGUUACGCAAGAUACAAAUGUGUCACCAGACCUCGCAACAACUUGGCCAAUCCAGCAUACCUAUACAGGCACAAAAUAUUUAAUAUCCCUUACAUGAAAUGUUUUGUAAAUUGUACAAUUUUAAAUAAAG
Molecule: messenger RNA, 17069 nt
Organism: Pelobates cultripes (western spadefoot toad)
Lineage: Eukaryota; Metazoa; Chordata; Amphibia; Anura; Pelobatidae
Source: the annotation of a GenBank genome assembly